ACUACAGAGGGCGCAAUUCAGGAAGUAGGGUAAACAUCACACACGAUGGCGAAGGACAAAGUCUUGGAGUUUGUUAUUGUUUUUAUGGUGCUUUCCUGCCAACUUGCCUCCAGUACUUCGUCAAUUGUGGACAAUUUUAACCAGUUCAUCUUAAAAUAUGAGAGGUCGUACGUGAACGGAUCUUCAGAAUACCAGAAACGCCUUGGAUAUUUUAAGGCUAGUCUUGGUCGUCAUGAACAGCUAAACUCCCUUCGAGUUCAUCCUGAAGAUGCGAUCUUCGGAGUCACGAGAUACUCUGAUCUUAGCCCAGAGGAGUUUGCUGCCACUGUACUGGGAAAACGAUCCAACAACUUUGCUUCCAGAGCGGCACGACCUGACUUCGGAUUGGUUAAUUUCAGAGGUAGUGAUGGUAGUCUCCGAGCGAACAAGCUUCCACUCAAAUAUAGUUUGCUUGACAAAAAACCUUCUGUAUUGACGCCAGUCAAGAACCAAGGAUCUUGUGGAGGAUGCUGGGCCUUCACUAUUGUAGAGUGCCUGGAGACUCAGCAUGCCCUCAAGUCUGGCACCCUGUAUGACCUAAGCACCCAGCAGGUGAUGGAUUGCAACAAUGUCACAGGUGAUCACGGAUGCACGGGUGGCAGUCUAUGCGGUACCCUAGACUGGCUCCAGAAGUCGAAGGAGAAGAUCGUACUAGAGAAGGAUUAUCCCUAUAAGGGAAAGACAGAGACUUGUAAACACUUGGAAGAAAGCGGCUUGGUUUAUCAGAAAAACUACACAUGUCAAUCAUAUAAAGAUAAUGAAGGGGAGAUGGUAGCUAAGUUGUUCAAUCACGGUCCGUUAGUAGCCGCCGUAGACGCCACAUCAUUCCAAGACUACAUGGGUGGAAUAAUACAGCACCAUUGCACUGACAGAUACGACAAUCAUGCUGUGCAAAUCAUUGGUUACGACAGAUCUGGAGACAUUCCAUACUACAUUAUCCGUAACUCCUGGGGAACCAGCUGGGGCCUUGACGGGUACCUGUACAUAAAGAUUGGUGGUAAUCUCUGCGGAAUCGCUAACACUGUAGGGAGUCUGGACACCAACUAAGUGCCACAUUUGUAGAGUGGUUAAGAGCAUCAAAUUCAAGUUCUGGUGCUAAGUCACCAGAGUGUGGGUUCGAAUCCUGGUCUAUACUCACAAGGGAGCUGAUGAGCAACAUUAAAAGGGAUGUUAUUGGCCCUAUGACCAGUAGGGCACUAUAUGUAAAGCGCAUUGAUACGGUUAUUGUGAAAUGCGCUUAUAUUAGAGUUAUUAUUACAAUUAAAUCACAUAAAAAGAGCAAUUUGCAGGCAACCAUUCCAAGCAAUCUAGAGGAAAUGUCCUGCUCCCUUUCUUUCUGUUUGUGAUACCAAUAGGCUUCAGGUGACCACUAACCCCCCCAAAAUACCUGUGUUCCAGUUUUCAAAGAACUUCCUUUGGGGAUAUGUAAAAUUUUGUAGGAAACUGUCUCUUGUGCCACCAAAGAUUUCUUUUUGCCUCCACAUUGCCUUGUGCUACAAGAAACAAGGACUUCAGUACAGUUCUUCUCAGUAGCAGGUUGCACCAGAUCGUAAUACCCAAGCCACGGUCUAUAAUCUUUUAGAUUUGAAAGUGUUUGUAUCUACUUAUUAAUCAUUUUUUGUUUCUUAUUUUUCUAUGCAAAAUCAACUUGUUAAUAAUAAAAAAAACUGCUUAAAGGCAGUGG
This is a messenger RNA of Asterias rubens (European starfish), 1723 nucleotides long. RefSeq names its product cathepsin O-like. Gene Ontology annotation, molecular function: cysteine-type endopeptidase activity. NCBI's taxonomy places the organism in Eukaryota, Metazoa, Echinodermata, Asteroidea, Forcipulatida, Asteriidae. Bases 46 to 1086 code for a protein of 346 amino acids. The record is from RefSeq and is a predicted model, not a curated record. Gene Ontology annotation, cellular component: lysosome. The transcript is spliced from 8 exons.